Molecule: messenger RNA, 1295 nt
Organism: Ceraceosorus guamensis
Lineage: Eukaryota; Fungi; Basidiomycota; Exobasidiomycetes; Ceraceosorales; Ceraceosoraceae
Exons: 4
Coding region: 204-1160 (318 amino acids)
Source: RefSeq, a predicted model, not a curated record
UCAAAAUUCAUCAUCAUGCUCAAUCACCUCGACGAUGGCAGAGAUUCACGCAUGCGAUCCGACCACCCUUCGACAUCGAUCACCACGCCCAGAGUCCACUCCAGCACAUUCGAGCGCGUCGAAACCCACAUCAAGCAGAUCUCUGCUGCUGCACUCUGCUCGACCAAGUUCGCAAGGCAUGGCGGGCGACCAUCCAGAAAAGGAUGUCUCUCAUCUCGGACAAAGAAUACGUGAUACACACGCUCAGGCUGGCCUACUUGCGGCGCAUAGAUGAUAGCGUUGGGCCCCGCGUCAUCACUUUCCCUGCCAUCAGACACGAUGUAGGCUCCUCUGGCCAUGCGAAUGGGCGGGAACACGCAUCAGCGCGCAUGGGUGACUUUGAUGAUGCUCUGGACGCGGAAGGGAAUGGUCAACUUGACGACUUUGAUCAUCAUCCCGACUCGCACGUCAUGAUAGCAGGCCUAUCUGACGCAAAUUUCAAUCCAGAGCUUCGCGCAGUCUGCUCCCCCAAGCCGCGGCCAGAGUCCUUGAUCAGGCCGGGAUUCAUGCCCGUUCCCCCUGCAGAGAUGGUCGAGACAGCCAGCAAGGGUCCGAGAGCUUCGCGCGUCGGAAACGGACUUCGCUACACGCAAACCAUCUACGGACCUGGAAGAACAGGGGCGCUCGGCAUGCGAGUCUCCGGAAAGCGCGCACCUUCUCUAGACAAUAGCACUUCGGCGCUAGCCUCGGAUCUGCGCGAGGAUAGGACAACACGGUCUCGUCGCCGCAGCUCAGUCCUCGAUCGUGGUGCAGAAGAUGAAGCCGAAGAGCCGCUCCGAGCUGCGCUUGCCCGGCGCUCGAGCCUGAAGCCUAAAACAGAUCAAAAGCCGCGCAGUCUCGAAGUGCCAGAGCUGGCUCUGCAAGCUGCUUCGGUGGAGAGCGGCAGAAGCGGUCUGUUACGCGGCGAGAUCUCCACUGAUCCCCCAGCUGCAUCCGAUCCGCGCCUCAGCAACCCAUGGCGGGACUCUCAAAGCAGCUCGGAGGAUCGCAGCUACAGCCACAGCUACAGCUCGGCAGGCGUACCUCUGCCAAAUGUGGGCGCCACAGGUCGCUCGGAUUCCGGCUUAAAUACAAGAAACUUAGAGCGCAGCACUAGUGUGAUCGACAGGCAGAGGCGAUAGAAAGCGAAGAUGAAGGACCAGAGUCAAGUGACGACCGCGCCAGCUUCAAUGAGGGACUGCGUCGUGCAGAGAGCGAUUCGACAGUCUUCUCACUUGCCUCCUUACCUUCGGCGCGCUCGAGACCGACUCUGGCGA